This is a messenger RNA of Racocetra persica, 608 nucleotides long. NCBI's taxonomy places the organism in Eukaryota, Fungi, Glomeromycota, Glomeromycetes, Diversisporales, Gigasporaceae. The record is from the annotation of a GenBank genome assembly.
AUGAACGAAUCUCGGAGACCGUUUUCGCGUUCUCUGCCUGGCGAACAUACUGCUCCAAAAAGUCUACCAGCUUCUCUUCCAACAACCCCUGUAACUUUUCAAAUUCCAACUUCCUCUUUAACGGUUCCUACCACACAGCAAGCAACUGGUGUAGAAGGUAAACUUGUAAAAGCGAGAAAUCGUCGAAGUCUUUCUACUUCUUCGAGUCAAAGUUUACUUAAGAAAAGCUUAUCAAUCAAACCACGGGCUUUAUCGAAUCUUUAUCCUUCAAAUUUACUCUCGACUAUCGAGGGCGAUGCAAAUAACAGAUCGUCUUUUGAAGACUUCGACUUUUCGACUUCUGGCCUUCCCUUUAUCGGAACUAACUCUGGUUCAAAUUCCAGUAGUAGUUCCUCUAACUCUCCAUAUUUGACUUCUUUUCCUUUUUAUCAAAGAGAAAGACACCACUCUUUAUUUGUACUAUCUCACCCACAACAGCAGCAACUGCAAAAAAUCGUCAACGCCACUACAACAACAAAAUGUGCCACUUGUUCCUUCUUCUACCCAAUUGGCGAUACACUAGUCGAUGAUGUGGGGCUAUUAAACGCAUUUUUUAGUGAUUUGAAAAA